UUUGCUGUCAAUUGCCACUCAGAAAAAUGGAAGUUGCUCUUUUCUUAAUUUUCUUUGUUGUCUUCCACCCUCCUCAUUAUUUGGAAGCACAUUUUCCCCAGAUUUGAUUUUUGAGAAAGGAAAGGCAAAAAAGAGAGGAAAAGUUUAUUACCUUGGAGGUAAUUAGAAAUUGUUUGUUUUGUUGAUCCCCAACAAAAAUAAAAAAGUUGUAAUUAGUUAUUAAAUAGCAUAAAUGGGGCAACUUACAGGAUUCUGAAGGACAUCUACUUUACUGGUAGGUUUAAUUUUAGAGAGACAGUGCUCCAACUUAGAAAUUUCUUUCAUUCAUUCCUUCAGUGAUUUGAUUCUAAAAUACUUGUGCUGGAUUCCUCUGUAGCAGUCCUCAAUAGUUCUUAUUUUGAAAGCAUCUGGACACCUCACCCAUCCACACAAUUACAGUGUGAAAGCAAUAUGAAAGUGUUAUUUUACCCCUCUAUGUUAAUAUGAAUUUCAUGCCUGCUGCCUGUAGAUGCACCUGGACAAUGCCAGUGUUAAGAGUAUGAGUUGUGCAAUGGAAUGAUGCUUUGCUAAAGUGAGCUUAUUGUUCAUGUGAGCUCUGCAUACUUUUACAAGGUAGUAAAAAUUAAGUAGCCUUGAGUUUCACAAGUGUGGAUCCCAAGGAACUGCAGAUUCUGUAAAAAAAUCACAGUAACAAACAUCAGCUUGUGUAUUUCUCAGCAUUAUGGAAGAGGAAAGUCUGGAGACUGACAACCUCUUAGAUGAACCUGCUUAAGAGGAGAGCCAAGUAGUGAAAUUCCAGUACAGGACAACCUGUGUUAUCCAGACCAGGGCUGUACUUACCCUGUAGAAAAUGUUGAGCUUCACACUCAUUCACAUAAUUCUCAUUUCCUGGUAAGGUACCUCUUUUGGCAAAGUUUAUACCAGCGUCUUGAACUGAGCUCAUAAAGGAGGUUGUUAUGGUCCUAUCAUUCCAAUGGCUCAGCCAGUUUUUCCAAGGAGGGAUUCAUUGUCCAUGUGCCCCAGAGAAUGCUGGUCUUUUGAUGAUUGGUGGGGAAGCCUUUAGACAGUGGGCCAGAGUUUAGUUGCAACUGAAUUGAUGCAAAUGUAGUUGUAGUGCAUGUGAAUCAGGUUUGUCUCAUUGAAUUCAGUUCCUUCCAAAACAGAGUUUUGUCAAGCUAAUUGGUUUUAAUCUCAGUCACGACCAGGUUGCCAUAAAGGGCAUUGCACUUGGAAUAAUAAUACUUGAGAAGAUGGUCUGUAGAGUACAAGUUUAAUUUCCGAGGCUGUAUUGUGAAAUCAUUUAGCAGCUGAAUCUCUUUAAGUGUCCACUAUUGAGAUGAAACACAAAUUGCCAUGCACAUCAUUGUGAUAGAUUUGAGGGCAUUUUGGUUUUGCUUACUGAAGCUGUGUCAAUGACCAGUUCAGUUUUAAGUUGACCUUUGGCAUCUCUUAGUGAGAACCCAAUGUUUUUAUGAAUGGGCUUUUGAAGCCAGCAACAUCCUGCUCUAGUGAAUCCUGCUGGGACAUAACACCCCUUGCAGAGCUGGCAUGGAGAGCAAAGCAAAGUGGGCAUGCCAGAAGACAGUACUUUUUACCAUCUUGCUUUUCUUUCAGCUGUGUGAGAGUUGCAGCUGAUGCCCCUCCAAUGCAUAAGAGAAUGUGCUAGAUAAAUUAAUCCCAGCAUAGAGUAGGGCAGGUGAUUCCUGCCAAACACAUAGUGCCAUAAGGGUAGAGGUUUGGAUGGUUUGGACGUUAUUUUUGGCUGUUGGUUGUUGCUUAGGGUUUUUUUGUUUUGUUUUUGUUUUUUUAAGUGAGUAUGCCAGUUUCUGCACAAAACAUCUCUGGAGAGCUGGCUGUGCUCUGUAUGUUAAGUCCCACUAUGCAACUGCUGUCCCGAAGGUGCUUUUCCUUGCACAGCUACUCAGUCUCUAUGAAAGCUCAAAGCAGCCUUGUUCUGGCAAGCAAACAGACCAAAGCAUUGUAGGGCAGGUUAGGGCAGCAGCUGCUCUGAUGACAAAGCUCAGCUGUGUUGUUGCUGAUACAGCAUCCAGCAUCCUGUGGUUUGGUUCACCUGCCACCUCCCUCCUGCUCCCCUGCCCUGUGCCCAGGGAGACCAGCUCACAACAAGCUUUAAUUAUUUACUCUCUAAGAUAUGGCUUAUUCUGCAGAUUAAGUGAAAAAGUGAAGUCCUUAAAAAUAUAACACAAAUAAGCCCCUGAGCUGUCAAACAACAAGUCCCUUAAAAGGGCAAAAUAUGUGGCUCUCUGUGCACUGCACAGAUCCCUCCUUUCAAACUGCUGGCAGGAGACUUCCUGUUUGGAUGGGCUGCUCACAAACGGUGUUGUGUGGUAGUGAAAUCAGUCACUUCCCAGCUUCUCCUUCAGGCCUCCUCCUGCCUCCCUUUAUACGCCUGAUACCAAAGCCUCUCAAGCCAGCUUCUGUCAAGAUGGGAUCUGGCAGCUGAAAUGUAAAUCUGAAGACAUGCAUUGGCACUGAGCUGUUUCUUCCCUGAAUACAUACAGCAGCCCAAACUAUUUACAUGUGUUUGAAAAUGGAAUGGACAAAAUGGUCCUACAGUGACAGUCCUGGAUGUGAAGGAAAAAGUGAAUAUUUGGUGGUCUGGCUCUGCAGUGGUGGAAGAUUGAUUUCUGCUUCAUUUUUUCAUUGUUCAUUUUAUUUUGAUCAAAUGGGAUACUUUUGGAAGACUCUUCCAUGUGUUGUGGAACAUGAUUAGAAGAUAGCACCAUACACCAUGAUCAUGGCCCCCCGGAAGAGGAAUCGUCAUGCGUUGGGGUUUCUUUGUUGUUUUGGAGGUAGCGACCUCCCUGAAAUCAACCUCAAGGACAAUAAUCCCCUCCAAUUCCUUGAGUUUUCUGUCCCAAUCCCACCAGCAGAAGAGCUCAAUGCCAGAUUUGCCGAACUUGUGGAUGAAUUGGAUCUCACAGACAAGAACAGAGAGGCUAUGUUUGCACUCCCUCCAGAGAAGAAAUGGCAGAUUUACUGCAGCAAAAAGAAGGAACAAGAAGAUCCUAAUAAGCUUGCUACCAGCUGGCCAGACUACUACAUUGACCGCAUCAAUUCCAUGGCAGCAAUGCAGACUCUGUAUGCUUUCGAUGAAGAAGAAACAGAAAUGAAAAAUAAAAUAGUUGAAGACUUGAAGACAGCUCUGCGGACUCAGCCCAUGAGGUUUGUGACCAGGUUUAUUGAGCUGGAUGGCCUGAGCUGUUUGCUGAACUUCCUGAAGAGCAUGGACUAUGACACCUCAGAGAGUCGCAUCCACACAUCCGUUAUAGGGUGUAUCAAGGCACUGAUGAACAACUCCCAGGGACGGGCUCAUGUCCUGGCCCAUCCUGAAAGUAUCAACAUCAUAUCCCAGAGCUUACGGACUGAGAACAUUAAGACCAAGAUCGCUGUGCUGGAGAUCCUAGGGGCUGUCUGCUUGGUACCAGAUGGUCACAAAAAAGUCUUGCAAGCCAUGCUUCACUACCAAGUCUAUGCUGCAGAAAGGACAAGAUUCCAGUCAUUGUUAAAUGAGCUAGACCGAAGCAUGGGGCGAUACCGAGAUGAAGUAAACCUCAAAACAGCCAUCAUGUCCUUUAUCAAUGCUGUUCUGAAUGCAGGUGCUGGUGAGGACAAUUUGGAGUUCCGAUUGCAUCUCCGAUACGAGUUUCUAAUGCUGGGAAUUCAACCCGUCAUUGACAAGCUCAGAGGACAUGAGAAUGCCACACUGGACAGACAUUUAGAUUUCUUUGAGAUGGUCAGAAAUGAAGAUGACCUGGAGCUUGCCAAGCGGUUUGACCUGAUCCACAUUGAUACAAAAAGUGCCUCUCAGAUGUUUGAGUUGAUCAAGAAGAGAUUGAAGCAUACAGACGCCUAUCCCUAUUUGUUAUCUAUCCUCCAGCACUGCUUGCAGAUGCCAUAUAAGAGGAAUGGAGGAAACUUCCAGCAGUGGCAGCUGUUGGACAGAAUACUCCAACAAAUUGUUCUUCAGGAUGAGCGAGGAGAUGAUCCAGAUAUAGCUCCAUUGGAAAACUUCAAUGUCAAAAAUAUCAUUAAAAUGCUGGUGAAUGAAAAUGAGGUCAAGCAGUGGAGGGAUCAGGCAGAGAAGUUCCGGAAAGACCAUGCAGAGCUGAUGAGCAGGCUAGAGAAGAAGGAGCGGGAAUGUGAAACCAAGACCCAGGAGAAGGAUGAAAUGAUGAAGACACUGAACAAAAUGAAGGACAAGCUGCAGAAGGAAUCCUUGGAGCUGCGCCAGACCCGAGACCAGAUGAAUGAUCUGGUGGCUCAACUUAAUGAGUUCUCGCAAGGGGGCAGCAUUUCCUUCCCACCCCCACCACCCCCUCCUCCAGGUGGCCCAUUAGCUUUGUCCUCUUCUCAUAUGUCUGAGAAUUUGCCACCACUGCCACCUCCUCUGCCUUUCUCCAGCUCUCCCCCGCCUCCUGCUCCACCACCUCCACCAGGAGGACCUCCUCCUCCACCAGGAGCACCACCUUUCUUCAGCAUGGGGGUGCCACCCCCUUCAACAACCACCUUCAGCACCAGUGGCCCCAGUCUGAAGAAGAAAUCUAUCCCGCAGCCUUCACAUCCACUGAAAUCCUUCAACUGGGCUAAGCUGAGCGAGGAGAGGAUCCAUGGCACGAUCUGGAAUGAGAUUGAUGAUUUAAAGGCAUUCAAGGUGCUGGAUCUAGAAGAUUUUGAAAAGAUGUUCUCCGCAUACCAGAGGCACCAGGACCUGCUAACUAACCCCUCCUCCUGUAAGCAGAAAGAGAUGGGCUCAACAGAAGACCUCUACCUCUCCACACGAAAGGUGAAAGAGCUCUCUGUGAUUGAUGGCCGGAGGGCCCAGAAUUGUGUCAUUCUCCUUUCCAAGUUGAAGCUGUCUAAUGAAGAAAUCAGACAAGCAAUCUUGAAGAUGGAUGAACAAGAAGACCUAGCGAAAGAUAUGCUUGAGCAGCUACUGAAGUUUGUUCCUGAAAAGAGCGAUACUGACCUGUUGGAGGAGCACAAACACGAAAUUGAGCGCAUGGCCCGGGCGGAUCGUUUCCUCUUUGAAAUGAGCAGGAUUGACCACUACCAGCAGCGGCUGCAAGCAUUAUUCUUUAAGAAGAAGUUUCCAGAGAGGCUGGCAGAAGCAAAACCAAAAGUGGAAGCCAUUCUUCUGGCAUCCAAAGAACUCAUCCGAAGCAAGCGUUUGAGGCAACUCUUGGAGGUAGUUCUUGCCUUUGGGAAUUACAUGAACAAGGGCCAAAGGGGAAGUGCUUAUGGCUUCAAAGUCUCCAGCCUGAACAAAAUUGCGGACACCAAAUCCAGCAUAGACAGGAACAUUACACUCUUGCACUACCUAAUUAUGAUCUUUGAAAAGAAUUAUCCAGAUAUCCUAGAUAUCCAGUCUGAGUUGCAGCAUCUUCCAGAAGCAGCAAAAGUCAACCUGGUAGAGCUGGAGAAGGAAGUCAACAACAUAAAGACUGGAUUGAAAGCUGUUGAAACUGAGCUGGAUUAUCAGAAGAGACGCAUGCGAGAAUCAGGGGACAGGUUUGUUCCCGUGAUGAGCGAUUUCAUCACUGUGGCCAGUUUCAGCUUCUCAGAGUUAGAAGACCUUCUCAAUGAGGCUAGAGAAAAGUAUGCCAAGGCACUGAAGCAUUUUGGAGAGACUGAGGGCAAGAUGCAGCCAGAUGAGUUUUUUGGCAUCUUCGACACUUUCUUACAGUCAUUUGCAGAGGCCAAGCAAGAUCUGGAGAAUAUGAGGAAGAAAAAGGAAGAGGAGGAGCGCAGGGCACGCAUGGAGGCCAUGCUAAAAGAACAGAGGGAGAAAGAGAGGCGACAAAAGAAAGCAAAAGCUGGAAGCAUAUCUGAAGAGAGUGGGGAGUUUGAUGACCUGGUGUCAGCAUUAAGGUCGGGUGAAGUCUUUGACAAAGACUUAUCCAAGCUCAAGCGUAACCGCAAGCGUUCGGGGAACCAAGGCUUAGAGACAAGCCGUGAGCGGGUGGUGACAAAGCUGAAUUAUUAACUACAAGAGGAAGAGAAAUAAUCAACCAAAAGAAGGUGUUGAAAAAGUGCAAAACAAGGAAGAUGAAUGUGUGUGAUGGCGCCUGGCUGACAGCUGCCCCAAAGGCUUUGGUCUGUAGCUAGAGACGUUACCUUUCCAUGAUCAGCUUUCCUCUCACUCUUCUUCUGUGCUCCUAAUUUGAACCAUUAUGAAAGUGCCUCUGUGGAUCCAGCAGGGCCUGCGACUGGGCCAUGCAGAGCUGACAGAUUUGCUUCUGGGAGUUUGUUGUGUCAUCAAAGGCCUCAUGGUGAUGACAGAAAGUACUUGGGCCUUGCAGACAGCCUCACAGCUGGAACAAGAUAAUUUUCUGUGUGCCAAAGUAAAAAUUAGUCAUGAUCUUCAUCUUGCUGAUAACAAGGAAGACUAAUUUCAGACCAACUCUGUAAACAACUAUCACUUCUUCAGGAUCUAGACUGGCCUUCAGGGGUUUGUUGGGAUGUGGUUCUCAAGUUUCCAAUUCCCUUCUAGAAUUGGAUUUCAUAAACCAUUGAUUAGCACCUAAAAAAUACAUUUAAGCUCAUGUCCUGUAUAGUAUUUUUGUGUGGCCUACACUGUCCAAAGCAAGUGAAGCUUAGAAAGAAGUCUUCAGUUUCUGUAACAAAAUGAAAAUCAAGAAUCAGGAUCAACAUACAAUAAUUUGCAAAAUUCUUUUGGAUUCUGCUAUGCUAGGAGGAGUUUUCUGGAAUUUCUUGGUGGUUGAGUCUCAAGGCUAUGAAAUGAAUCUUCUUGGAAAGAAACUCUGGGUUUCCUUUAGAAAACUAAGCCACUGCCAGGUUGGGAUUACAAGUAGAUGACUGUAAAGUCUGUUGUCAUUGCUGCAGGCUGGCAGAGAAUCGGUGGAAAAUUUCUUAUCUUUUUGUGCAAGAUGGGAAAUUGGGAGCUCCCUAGUAUCAACCACAGGUCUCCAGUAGCAAACAGUGAACAGGUUCACUGCCUGCCAGAAGUGAGAUUUCUUUUCCACUUGAUGCUAGCUGUGAUUGCCGUUGGCAUGGACUGGUCUUUCUGUCUAACAGCCUGACUUCCACUGCACACACCCCACUCCUGCUGAGAGGAACCAUGUCACUCAGAAAGGUAUGAAUGGUGUCAAAGGAGAGCCUUGGAGCGCACUGACUUUUUCAUUUUGAAGAAAUCACUUGGGAUGAACCAAGGGAGAGAUCCAUAAUUAAAACUGAGAGUUUUUCAAGGAGGACACAGAAUUGUGUAAGCCAAGCAGGCUUUGGAGUUGAGUUAAUUCAGAAGAAACAAAUAAAUUUGUAGUUAAGUUACAUGAAUUAAAUAUAUAAGCAGAGAAAGCAAAGAACCCAAGAAGAGGCUUGAAUUUUGUGUGUCUUCAUGGUUCUAGGAAAGGGAUUGGAUUGUGUGGGCUGUCAUGGCCUUUUUUUUUACCUUUUUUUUUUCAAAAUUGUCCUCUUUUUUUAUUAUCUUCCCUGGAGAAGGAAAAGAGGAAAAGAAAGAAUGGUGAUGGACUCUUCCUCCUAAACAGAAAGAAAAGAGAGAACAUUUGAGAAGAGGGACCCACCAUCUACAAAUUGCUGCAUUAGUCGAUGCACAAAAUGUCAAGGAAUCCCAGGGAAGUUUAAUCAUUUGGUUUGAUUUUUCUCUGAAUGUCACUUAACCUCAGGCUCUGCACUGAGUCUGCAGAACAGAACUUCCUCUGCAAUGCACGCUGCCUGAUCAGUAUUAACACUACAAUGUUGGAGAUGCAAACUGUGGUGGUUUUCUGAACACUUUGAGAGUUAAAUAAUUAUGUAAACUAUUAAAAGCAAAAAAGAGAAUUGAGAGAAGAGAAGCAAAAAAAAAGUCAGAAUUAUUAAACUCUGAUGUUUCAUUGUUUACUGGAUUUUGAGUCUCUCACCCCAGAAUUUCCCUAUUUAGGACAUUCCAGACUGCCGCGCCUCUGUAUAAUACUCAUCGUAAAGAGCUGGUAUCUUACAAGAGCUGGGUGCAUUCUCCUCCCUUACUAUCCCACUCCCCUUCUGGGAUUAGCUAUUAACAGCAAUGCCUAUUGCAGUGGACACAAGCACCUUGUAGAAGAAAGACUAUUUCAUAAAGGUUUUUGAAAGUUUAAGAAAAAAAUCUCACUUUUUUAAGCAUUUUUAUUUUAAAUUACAAAUGGAUUUUUAGAAAUGUCUCUUGUAAAUUAUAUUAACAAGCUCCUUGCUGCUCCCUGAAGUAGACUUGCUAUAUAUCCCAGCCCUUUUGUUUGUCUUGUUUUAAAGCAUGCCAUGUAACCUAUGCCAUGUAAGCCAUAUGAGAGGUGGUAAUAUGUGCCAAAUUGGUAUACAGUUGAGUUUAGAUUUGAAUAAUCCCUGAAUUCCAAAGAUUAUGCUUUUAGGCAUUCGAACAUUGUAGGGUUUUUUCCCUCCCUCUUCGUUCUCCCUGGGUUUAGGACUCACCCAGAACUUCAUGUGUAGUGCCAAGGUCAGUCCUAGUGCAAGAUAAUGUGCAAGUACAGCUGCUUGCUUGCUCCCCAGGUACUUGUUUGAUAAGGCAGACUGUCAGCAUGGCAGCUGCCAGAGAAGAAACACCUCAGGGCAAACCCUUUGAAUAUAAAUACAGCAUUCCCCCUGCCCCAGUAUUUGUCAAACCAGGUUUGUGCUGUGCUUUCUGAAACUGAAGUCACUUUGCCAGGCACAAAUGUAGCAAAAGCAGAGAGAGUGAUAAAUCCUCUGUCCCUUUGUGUACACAGUUCAGCCCUGAUUUUUUAAAGAGGUCCUGCAUGAUGGUACGCAACAACACUCCAGCCACACUGGGAGUCAAAGAAAGCUGCUAUAGUUUUGCCACCUCUUUAACUCAUACAUUAAUAAUGAGAGAUUGUGCAACUCCUGUAAAUCAGCUGAUCCUUAAGGGGAUGGACAGAAUGCUUAGAGUCGUGCCCUGAUUCAAUGCAGCUCAACUUUCUCAGCAUGCCAGUGCCCCAGGCUCCCCGUUUUGAAUCAGCGAUGGUGGCCAAAAGCUUCGUUCAGUGUGCUGGACAGUCUCCCAGGCUCUUGACUCCAUGGUGAAAGUUCAUAGAGAAGGUUUUAGAAAAGCUCAGUUUCACACUGAGGCAAGCAGUGUUUUCAUACAAGUGGUGACAAGUAGAGAGGUCCAUUAAAUUAUGUAUUGUAUGAGAUGAGGUUACCCACACAGAAGAUAAGGAAAAAAUGUCUCUGCUGUAGGGCCUGGCAUCAGAUUCUUGCUGAAGCCAAGUUUUUCCAUGUUUCUCAUCUCUUGGGUACUAUAGUGCAUAUAAUGCUCUCUUCUUCAGCAGUUGUCGUUGAGUUGCCAGGUGCUGAAGUAGAAAGGAAAAUCUUAUUCCUGAGUAGGUUUAGGAAGCAGACUGAGGUCUAACAUCACUGGAGAAGCUGGAGAAAAGCUAGGGUCUGCUGUUGUCCUUGCACCUGUGCAUAGAACCAGCAUUUCAAGAGGAGUCAUUCUGUGGUUGGAAAUAAGUGGAGAAGAAGGAGAUGUGAGAAAAAAAGGCAUUGAGGGCUUGUUCUGCUUCCUGCAGAAAUACAGUAAUUGCUGACUUUUUGAUGAAGUUCCUCACACCUAGAAGACGUACUUCCUAACUGUCUAGAAUUUGUCCCUAGAGGUCUAGUGCUCACUCACCUCUGUGUCUCUGCACUGUUGCAUGAGGAUGAGCCCAGAAAAGACUGAAGAAGACUCCCUCCCCCUUCCACUUGCUUUGAACUGAGUCACUCUUCUCAAGUCUAUUGUGUCUCUAGAAAUGCUACAAGGUAAAGUGACUUCAAGGGGCAAGACCCUUCCAUGCUCUGUAGCACAGCCAUUGUCCAGGCACCAGUUCCCUAUGAGAGCAGAAGUAGGACUAGUGUUCAGGGCCAAGAGACUUCCUCACUAGGGAAAAAACCUGGAUGUCCUUCAGAAGCAUUUCUGUAAUGUGUUCACAAUGUCUGAGGAAGGGAAAGGAAUUGCAAAGAUCCUGGUGGGAGACUGAGGCAGGUGUUUCCAUAAUGAUCAGCCCCACUGGCUGAAUCUUUCCUUUUCUUUAGGAAAGAUCACACUUUGAGCUGGGUUGCACGGGAUAAGCUUGUGUCAGGAGUUUCCAUGAGGGAAAAUGAGAUCUGUUGUACAGUAGAUGAUGUACAUGAUAUAUGCAGUUUUGUUUCUAGGUUGGUUGUUUUGGGUUUUGUUUGUCUGUUUGUUUGGGGGGUUAAAUGAUUUUUAAAAAAAAAUUUUUUAGGAAUCUCUAAGGGGAACUUGUAAAUCUGACACCUCUAUUUAUUUUGCCUUAUUUUAGUUUGCUAUGUUUGUAUGUAUGUAUACACUGCAUUACAGCAAAGACUAUUGAGACUGUGCCAGGGCAUUACACCAGCUGGAGAGCUGGCUUGGCUCCUGUGCCAGCUGAGCCAGGCCAGGGGAUGCAGGUGAGCAGUCUUGGUGUGGGAAGGGAGGGAGGAAAAAAAACCUUUUGGCUUUUGUCAUAGUUAUCCUGCCCCUGGUGAUCCUGGUUCUGGGAAAGCUCUCAUUUUUAAAACUUGUGGUGAUCUGAUGGAGGCUGGUUGUUUUAGAACACUUUCUACAAAAGAUGUUUGUUUUUAUAUCAUGUGUCAUGGUGAGAAGAUUGAAAAGAGUUAAGGUGCAGAGUUGCAUGCCUAGACUUCACCCUUCCACACAAAUUUGCUCCAUAAUUCCAGAGAAGCUUGGCUAGAUGGCCAAAAGUGGUUCAUGCCCUGCAACUUCUCACCAGAUUUAACACACUAGUGGGAAAAACUGGGACAGUUCUCCUUCCUCAGAGCUAAUAUUACUCCCCAUCUUUAUGGCCAAAGAAUGAUUUCAUCUACUUUACCUCUUUCCUCCUCCAGCCCACCUGCCCAGGUUACCUCAGGUAAGCAAAAUCUUUCUACUGAUUGGUUUGUAACCCAUGGAGUCUCUGGCAAUCAGAAGGUGUUUGGUCAUGGCUCCUUGGCUUCUGUGCUUGACACAGGAGAUUUCUGAUUGCCUGCCAUGCAAAGAGGUAGUCUGUUGGCCACCCUUGUUUCUCUUAUAAAGGUAGAAGGGGCCAACCUGGAUAACACAAUUUGGCCAAAUGAAAAUAUAGAAUUUAUAUAUUUAUUUACAUAAUGCAUUAAAAAAGCUAUCUACUAAUCUAAAUAGUAGUUCUGAUGACCAGUAGUCUCUGAAGCUGGCCAGAUUUGCUCACUGUGCCUGCUGAGAAGGAUGCCAGUCUAGUGUAGUGUUUUGGAAACUCAUUUAAUGAAAGAGUCUGGAUGGUUCCAAACCGGAGUCUUCUGUUAUGGGUAGUAAUGUAGAAUUGAUCCACAGUAACUGGUUCAUGUUGCUCUGGUUUUACAUCAGCAUAAUUAAAAGUAGGAUCUGGACUAAAACUCUCCUUUAGACAGUUUUGUAAGAAAGUAAGAUGUUCUACCACAGCUCAUGUAGGGCAUGGUUCUUUCAGCCUCCCCCACUAGGAGCUCUGAGCCAAGUGAUCUAGAAAAGCCUCUCUGACAAGCCAUUUGCCCCCUUCCUGCUUGCCUUCAAACAGGCUCUUUAACACUCUUUGCAGAUUUUAGAAUUGUGAGGGAACGUUCAGUACCUGAGCCACUGUGUGCUCAAUGCUUCCCUUCCAAUUCAUCCCCACCUGCAGCCGUUCUGCUCCCCUGCAAGCCUGCUCAGCUUGAAACUCACAGGUCACUUUGAGAGGUGGCCCUGCCAAGCUAGAAAGUACAGUGCUGCUUACUGAAGUGGGAGAUUGUGUGCUGCUGUAAUGCCUUGGCCUAUCCUCAUUUCUUAGUCAGUUUAAGACUAUAGGUGAAUUAAAUGUACAAAUCCUGUAGUGUCCUUUUUAUCUGUAUCUUUUUAUAAGAAUAUACUGUAAUACUAAAAAACAAAAGCAAAAAAAAAUUAAAGAUAUAUUGCCCCCACUGCGUCUCUGUACAUUUCUUGACAGUUUCC
Motacilla alba alba is the source of this 11944-nucleotide messenger RNA. RefSeq names its product dishevelled associated activator of morphogenesis 2 (gene DAAM2). NCBI's taxonomy places the organism in Eukaryota, Metazoa, Chordata, Aves, Passeriformes, Motacillidae. Gene Ontology annotation, molecular function: actin binding; small GTPase binding. The transcript is spliced from 26 exons. Bases 2753 to 6007 code for a protein of 1084 amino acids. Gene Ontology annotation, biological process: regulation of non-canonical Wnt signaling pathway; positive regulation of canonical Wnt signaling pathway; negative regulation of oligodendrocyte differentiation. The record is from RefSeq and is a predicted model, not a curated record.